GUUGAUUUUUGCUGUUAUUAACUGUAUUCUUUUUAACAAUUCUCUACAGGCUUCAUGAUACAACUUACGAUACGAGUCAAUAGGAUAUUGCAAUCAGUGAACACUGCUCUAAUUGAUGACGAGGCCUACAAACCAGAGGCAAGGAAGCGGUUACCUAUAACAGCUAUAAGUCCCAGAAUAUGGCGCCGUUACCCAAAGAAGAAGUGGAAUAACCUCCAGUUACCUGUGCUCACGUCAGUACCGCAAGGGCGUCUGGGUAACGCCAUGGGGGAGUACGCCACCCUCCUGGCGCUCGGUCGCGUCUAUGGGGCAACGGUCAGAUUGCAUCCCAAGAUGGAAAACCAGUUGAAGGAUACUUUCCCCAACAUUACCAUGAAACCCAUUCCAGGUGAAGUAGUUGGUCACAUUGAAGUUUGUUGUUGUUAUAUUACAUAUAAUGACCGGGACUGGAUAAGAUUACCAGCACGGAGUCACAUACAUCAUGGAAUGGCUGAGGCAGCAGCAUCUGGACUUCUGGGACCAAACCUUUUCGUGACAGAAUAUCCAUUUGGAAUUCACCUCUUCAAUACCUUCCCAGAAGACGUAAGGCGAGAGUUCACGUUUUCCCCCGAUAUUCAAAGACAGGUCCGUACAUUUUGGGAAGAGAAUUCCAACUACCUGACGAAGGUCACGAUAGGCGUCCACGUCAGGAGGACCGACUACAUGCACGCCUUGUUGGUAACUGAAGUGAUGUAG
This is a messenger RNA of Macrobrachium nipponense, 735 nucleotides long. RefSeq names its product galactoside alpha-(1,2)-fucosyltransferase 1-like. The transcript has 5 exons. Gene Ontology annotation, cellular component: membrane. Gene Ontology annotation, biological process: carbohydrate metabolic process. Bases 55 to 735 code for a protein of 226 amino acids. NCBI's taxonomy places the organism in Eukaryota, Metazoa, Arthropoda, Malacostraca, Decapoda, Palaemonidae. The record is from RefSeq and is a predicted model, not a curated record. Gene Ontology annotation, molecular function: galactoside 2-alpha-L-fucosyltransferase activity.